Molecule: messenger RNA, 586 nt
Organism: Mercurialis annua (annual mercury)
Lineage: Eukaryota; Viridiplantae; Streptophyta; Magnoliopsida; Malpighiales; Euphorbiaceae
Exons: 3
Coding region: 1-555 (184 amino acids)
Source: RefSeq, a predicted model, not a curated record
AUGGAUGUGUUGGCUAAAGAGCUCGGCCGCAAGCCUACCGCAACGGAGCUGUAUACUCGGAUACACUCCACGAAAGCUGAUAAGGGUGUCAUGGUAGACAAGAGGGCCCAAGACAUGAGUGAUGCAAUUGCUCAGAGACUUGCUGCUGCAUCGCAGCCGCCGACCGGAGAUGGUGGUUCGUCUAGCACAGCGGAAGUCGACGAGAUGCAGCUAUUUCUGGAUAUCGAGGGCGUCAACAAGAAGCGGCGUGUCUACGGGUUGGGUUCAGCGACUAGUGCGUACGUGGAUACGACGACGUCUAGUAGGGCGAGGACCAGGUCCACACAGUCACAGCGAACUAAGGAGGAGAUCGAGCGGCGUGUGCAGGCAGGGAUCCAGGAUGGACUGCGCCAGAUUACCACUGAGGUGGAGGAUCUCCGUGCCCAGCAGGCGAGAACCAAUGAGAGGAUGGCCGAGAUUAUUCAGGCCGAGAUGGCGAAGAUGAUGCAGACUCUUCCUCCGCAGUAUCGCCCACCCCCAGGUCCUUCAGACGAUGACGACACUCCGACUUUGUAGUGUCAUGUUUGUAUUUUUGACAUUUUGUAUU